Ornithorhynchus anatinus (platypus) is the source of this 573-nucleotide messenger RNA. RefSeq names its product mitochondrial ribosomal protein L27 (gene MRPL27). Gene Ontology annotation, molecular function: structural constituent of ribosome. The record is from RefSeq and is a predicted model, not a curated record. Gene Ontology annotation, cellular component: ribosome; mitochondrial large ribosomal subunit. Bases 23 to 466 code for a protein of 147 amino acids. Gene Ontology annotation, biological process: translation. The transcript is spliced from 4 exons. NCBI's taxonomy places the organism in Eukaryota, Metazoa, Chordata, Mammalia, Monotremata, Ornithorhynchidae.
CGCUCCCAACCCGGGGGCGGCCAUGGCGGCGUUGGGGCUGCUCGGCGCGAGGGCGGCCCGGCUGGCGGGGCUCGUCCCGCCCCCGGCCCCGGCCUCGGCCGUGAGAUUUGCGUCCAAGAAGACGGGUGGAAGUUCCAAGAACCGUGGAGGGAAAGCUCCGGGCAAACACUACGGCGUCAAAAAGUUGGACGGUCAGUACGUCCACGUGGGCAACAUCAUCGCAACUCAGCGCACUUUUCGCUGGCACCCAGGAGCCCACGUGGGGCUGGGCAAGAACAAGUGCCUCUUUGCGCUGGAGGAAGGGACCGUGCGCUACACCAAAGAAGUGUACGUGCCCCCCCCCGGCAACGCCGAGGCCGGGGACGUCAUCCGCCGGCUCCCCCAGGGCGCCGUGCUCUACAAGACCUUCGUCCACGUUGUCCCCGCCCAACCAGUGGGCGCCUUCAAGCUGGUGGCCAUGCUCUGACGCCGUGGGCCGGGCACGAGUACCCACGGUUGGACCCUUGGACGGGCCGGCGGGGGCCGGCGGGCUGAGCGCGUGCGGCGAAGCCGGAAUAAAGGAGGUUCCGCGCA